CAAAAACAGUAAAUGUAUGCUCGGUGGUAUUAGGAAAGCAACGAAGAGUGAGACGUCUCUGUAUUUCUUCUUCCGGUUCUUCAUUUUUCUUUUAAAAACGACUUCAUGUAAAACUAUGUUGACUAAUUUAAUCGAUGUGGUUAUUACAUUAUAUGUUCAGAUUCUGCCAAGCCGCAUGUUACAUAACGUCCCUAAUUUGUUUCUUUCUUACGUUUAGACAUGUCGUUGUCGCAUUCUUCACACGUCAUCACCAAAGACCUUCCUUGUCCCUCGUGCCAUAACAUGAUCGUCGUGAGUUGACACUGACGCAGAAGCGGCUGAAUAGAUAGUUUGGUCGUCGAGAAAUUGGUCGUUGAAGCCAUGCCUCGCUACGAACUGGCUCUGAUUCUGAAGGCGAUGCAGCGACCGGAGACGGCGGCUGCUCUGCGACGGACAGUGGAGACGCUGAUGGAGCGGGGUGCAGUGGUGAGAGAACUGGAGAACCUGGGAGAGAGACUGUUACCUUACAAAAUCACCAAACACUGCGAGAGGCACAAACGAGGGACUUACGUUCUGGUGGAUUUCUACGCAGCCCCCGACGUCCUGCCAGGCUUACUGAACCACCUGCACCGUGACGUGGACGUGGUGAGGCCUACUGUGCUGAAGAAGGACACCCAGACUCCUAGCCAAUGCUGUGGCCCCCAACUGUGACUGAAUCUCGGUCUUUCAAACAUAGAUGAGACAAAUGACAGAUGACCUGCAGCAAAAUCCAUCUCUGAAAUACUCCAAUAAUACAGCCACAUGAAGAUAACGAUUUCCCUCCAGCACAGGUUUCUGCGACUUGUAUCCAGAUGAUGUUCAGUGAGAGGCCUCCUUCCAUCUUUCACAUUUUUCGUUGCGGAUUAUAUGCAUUUUGACAUUAUGUUAUAAUAAACUACUACUUUCUAUCAAGAUGCAAGUUAUUUUAGAAUAAUAGUUAGUAUUGGUUUCAUGAUCAUUUGAAUUUCAUUAGCAACUAAUGGUCAAAGUUUCAGUUCAGAUUAUUACUGAAUAUUGCAUUUUAUAUACCACAUAAAUUGGAUCAAAACCCUUCUGUCAGAAGUAUUGUGGUAUGAAUUUCAUUUUGAGUUGUUGGAAGUGUAAGGUUUUACAGUUAUGAAAACAGUUUUAGGUUACUCAAAAGCCACAAGACAGUGGCAUUGAGCUUCCCAGUUUGGGUUAAAUUGCAUGCCUUUUAUGAGGCUAUCAGGUUAUUCAAGGACUUUCUCAGGCUUGUGGAUGGUGUGACUGGACUAUCUUUUUUUAUUUAGACUCAAGGCAUGGGUGCUUUUGAAAAACGGUGGGGUCUUUUGCAUGGAAAAUAUUGACAGUCUGGUUUAAAAGCUUUUAUUGAAACAUGGCUUCUUACAGGGCGAAACACACACACCAACCAGGCCUAUUGAGUUGUUUCAGUUGACAUUUGUAAACUGGUGUGCACAGGCAUUUGGAAGGGCAUGGGUGAAAUUAUUAUAUAAUAUUAUAAUAAUAUUAUAUCAGCAAUUGACACUGACGCAUAAAUGGAAAGGUAUAUAGUUCAUAAAAAGGUGUAUAUAUAAAAGGUGUAUGCAAAAUGAAAAAAAACAUUAAAAAGGUACUUCUUAUUACUUGAUAUUGAGUGGCGGGACACAUGAAGUAGGGAACUCCAUAACAGCACCCUUUUUGAUUUGAAGGGCACCCAUAGGAAAUGAAGUUACAAGGGCAUCUUUUAGGGCACUGCAUCACUUUUCUCCACUAGAAAGAAAGGCACUCUUCAUGUUGUCACCACUUUACACACUUCAGUGUGUGUCUUGUCACUCGAGAGGACUUUAUCACACAGCGUUUGUGUCCAUUACACCACUGUUUGUAAAGUUUCACCUGUACCCAGAGGUGUAGAGAGAACUGAAAUAUUAUACUCAUGUAAAAGUACCACUAUUUUUAAAAACAUUUUACUUAAGUGCAAGUAAAAGUACUAGUCUAAAAAUGUACCCAAGUUAAAGUAUAAAAGUAGCUUGUUUAAAUUUGCCCAAGUAAAAGUUACUUUAUUUAUUUAUUUUAUUGUAAAGCACUUUUUGAUUUUAUAUCUGUGAAAGUGAGAAACUUUUUAACAAGGUUGGGGCACACAAAAAACCCUACUAAAUGUAAUUCAUUACUUUCCACCUCAGCAUGUGCCAUACUUGAACAAAUAGCCAAUAAUCAUUUCAGUCAGAUUUAUAGAAACUUAUGACAAUCUCAAUGUCUUUCAAAUGAGUUUACAUUUAGAAAGUGUGAAGUGUUCAGCCACCACUAUAUGAAACUUUGAAAUUAAAAUUAAAAUGUGUUGCCUCGUGCAAAACACCAUAUUAAACAUGCUCAGUAAUUAGAUACCUGUGUGUUUUUGAAACUAUACUGUUACUUGAAAGUAUAAUUCUGUCUUUGAUCAAUGCCAGAAGGGAGGCAGAGUCACAUGUCUGGCUGAGCAGUCAGCUGACAGUGAGACACCACUUAAAGGCAUCAACAAGGUCUAGCGGCUGCAUUGCAGAACUAUCUACUCCUCAGUUAGCUCACAAGUAUCCAGCGAGGAACACAAACAACUGAUACCAGCCGGAAAACAGCACCGUCAUGCUGCUUUUAACCCUACUUUUCGUGUCGUCAGCUGUAGCGACCCCUCUGCUUGGCACAGAGCAGUGUGCUCGUGGCCCCCUCUACUGGUGUCAGAAUGUGAAGACGGCAUCCCUGUGUGGAGCUGUGACUCACUGUAGUCAGAAUGUGUGGAGCAAGCCUCAGAUG
This is a messenger RNA of Solea senegalensis (Senegalese sole), 2763 nucleotides long. It is a transcript of the gene mrps6, whose product is annotated as mitochondrial ribosomal protein S6. Bases 361 to 690 code for a protein of 109 amino acids. The transcript is spliced from 4 exons. The record is from RefSeq and is a predicted model, not a curated record. Gene Ontology annotation, biological process: translation. Gene Ontology annotation, molecular function: structural constituent of ribosome; small ribosomal subunit rRNA binding. Lineage: Eukaryota; Metazoa; Chordata; Actinopteri; Pleuronectiformes; Soleidae. Gene Ontology annotation, cellular component: ribosome; mitochondrial small ribosomal subunit.